Messenger RNA from Toxotes jaculatrix (banded archerfish), 1510 nucleotides. RefSeq names its product electron transfer flavoprotein subunit alpha (gene etfa). The coding region runs from base 64 to 1065 and encodes 333 amino acids. Gene Ontology annotation, cellular component: mitochondrion. Gene Ontology annotation, molecular function: electron transfer activity; flavin adenine dinucleotide binding. The record is from RefSeq and is a predicted model, not a curated record. The transcript has 12 exons. NCBI's taxonomy places the organism in Eukaryota, Metazoa, Chordata, Actinopteri, Toxotidae.
GUCAGAUAACCUUUGGCACAGUUUGGUCUCUGCAGCGGUGAGGAGCAGCUAGAAGGGUCCAAGAUGAACAGAGCAUUGAACAAAACCAAUCUGAGAAAUUUGACUGGUCUCCUCCGAAGGUUUCAAAGCACCUUGGUGGUUGCAGAGCACAACAAUGAAAAGCUGACCCCUAUUACACUGAAUGCCAUCACCGCUGCCAGUAAGCUGGGUGGAGAGGUGUCUUGUCUUGUUGCUGGAACAAGCUGUUCAAAGGUUGUGGAGCAAAUCAGCAAAGUACAAGGUGUGAAGAAGGUUCUGGUCGCCCAACAUGAUUCUUUCAAAGGUGCCAUGCCAGAGGAGUUGACUCCACUCAUCCUGGCCACACAAAAGCAAUUCAGCUUCACCCACAUCUGUGCUGGUGCAUCUGCCUUUGGAAAGAACCUGCUUCCAAGAGUGGCUGCCAAGUUGGAUGUUGCCCCAAUUUCAGAUAUUAUUGAGAUCAAGUCUGCAGACACUUUUGUCAGAACCAUUUAUGCAGGAAAUGCUCUCAGCACUGUGAAGUGUAAUGAACCGAUCAAGAUCUUCACCGUCAGAGGGACAUCCUUUGAGGCAGCUUCAACAGAGGGAGGAAGUGCCACAUCAGAAGAUGUGAAUGCCCCUUCACCUACUGGAGUUUCUGAGUGGCUGGAGCAGAGUCUCACGAAGAGCGACCGUCCAGAGCUGACAAGUGCUAAAGUUGUGGUGUCAGGAGGUAGGGGCUUGAAGAGCGGGGAUAACUUCAAGCUGCUUUAUGACCUUGCUGACAAACUGAAUGCUGCAGUUGGUGCAUCCAGAGCUGCAGUGGAUGCUGGGUAUGUCCCAAACGACUUGCAGGUUGGACAGACUGGCAAGAUUGUGGCACCGGAGUUGUACAUUGCUGUCGGUAUCUCCGGAGCUAUUCAGCACCUGGCUGGAAUGAAAGAUAGCAAGACAAUUGUUGCUAUCAACAAGGACCCAGAAGCUCCCAUUUUCCAGGUAGCCGACUAUGGCUUGGUAGCUGAUCUUUUCAAGGCUGUUCCUGAGAUGACUGAAGUACUGAGCAAGUGAGGAGAACCAAAAGCCCACCAAACGUCCACUGCACAGCUGUGAGAGUGACCACGGGAUCUUAUAGCCGCUGCCUUAACAAAUUUCUGAAGCCGUGAGUCUGCGUGCAGAAAGAAUUUCAUGAUCAACAUCUCUGACUGGCAUCAGAAGAACACCAAAUGUCAGUUUUUACAUAUAUAUAUAUUUACUGUACAUGCAUUAAGUAUCAGCGAAUAAGCCCCUACUUACCUUUGGCAAGAAGUUCUUUUAUGCCUGCAGAAGUGAUGUAAGUUGUAUUUAAUUUUAGGGUACAGUAAAGGAAAUCUUUGGGAAUGCUUACCUUAUCUUUAGACUUCUGACUGUGACGUAGCUGGCUGUGAGAUGUAGGUGUUCACGCUGACCUAGAGAGUGUGUAAUUAUUGAGAUGUUUUUGGAAAACGAUGUAUUAAAACGACAACUAAUAACUGUC